UAAAGGAAAUAUUGGGAUGUUUGUCUUUAUCGAAAAUGAUAUGUUUUAUGGAUACCUAUAAAUAUGAUCUUUUGUUGAUUUAAAAUAAAAAUGCCUCAGUAUGGAUAAAGUAGAGUUACUUGAAAACGUAAAAAGAGAGGCAAAAAAACUAAUUGGAGAAGCAGUAUCAAAAAAGUUUAUACACACUGAUAGCAAUCUUGUUACAUCACUAUGUGGUGCAGUAGAUUGCUGUAUUACUCACAAGUUAAAGAAACGUGUUGGUGGACUUUUUCCUCCAACAAAUGAUAGUUUUGAUGUAUUAGUAAAACUUUCUAAACUCUGUUCUACUGCUGCAAGUGUUCUGCGAAUGGCUACACAUAUGUCACAUAUUCACCAAUCUAAAGGAAGAUUUUCUCCAGAAGUAGAGCUUAACAGCCCUGAAAAGCGAAGAUUAAAUGGUUAUUCAGGUUUUUGCACAAAGUAUUUGUGGAUAAGAUUAGCUCUCCUUGAAAGAUUAUUAACAACCAUAGUUGGUUCUUUAGUUGAGCAUGCUAAUGAGUUUUAUGACCCUGAUGCUUUGCUCUCUGACCCAGUUAAUGGUCCUUCUUUAGUAUGGUUGCUUGAUGGUCCAUGUUCUUUGGAUUUCUCAAGAAUGAAAACCCCUGAUAUUACUUGGAAUGACCCCACUGCUCAUGAGCUGGUUCAGAGACAUCGAAUUUACAGCUCUCCUGUUACAAGCAAUACAUUAAAGAGCCCAAGCUCAACUAAAAGAUCCUUGUUUACUACCCCUUAUUUUGAUGAAAAACCAAUGAUAGGUACUCCAAUAAUGGCACGAGAGCAUGUUGAAUCACUACAUCAAAAUGCUGAUACAACAUUGUUGUAUGGAAAGAACAAUGUUAUUGUUGCCACGAUGGAUGAAGAAAGGUCCCUUCAAGGUUAUCUUUCUUUACACAAAUCUGCAGAUAAUCUUUUUUUAAAAUGGACUCCAAAUCCUAUGUUGCACACAAGUAGUUUCCAAUCUAUUGACGAUAAAUGCAAGUACUGGGAUCAUGCUGUUACAACAGAUCUAUCAGACAUCGUGUACUUGCAUUGUCACAGUUUAGGUGCUUCUAGUGGGAAUCUUGUCUUAAUUAAUCAAGAUGGGACACAGCUUCCUCCUUUAACUUUUCAAUCUGAUGCAUCACUAUUUUCUUUUUUAUCUUGUCUUGAGCAAGGGCUUUAUCCGCUUGGAAGAUUAGACCCUCCACUCUUUAAGCAAGGUCAUAAUCUAACUUGGCCCAAGCUAAAAAAACUAUUACCUAAUAAAUUAAAAGGUGGAAAUGAUGUUCCUGUUGCAGGAAAUGAUCAUGUUUUUCGUCUUGUUUUUAGAUCUUCUGCAAACACAGAUGAGUCUAACUUCAAAAAGAUGUUAACCGCAUCUCCAAAUAUUUUUUUAAAACCUUGGCGUAAAGCACCUCAAGAAAAAAGAAUUCUACUACCAAAAGUGUACUGUAGCAUGAGAGUAGGAAGUGGACGCACAGUUCUUCCGAGAGUUGUUUUGAGUUUGGCAUGCGAGAAAAUGAAGCAUCAAAUAUUAGCAAGAGCUUUUAACGGAUGGCUUGCAAGUUACAGACAUUUAAAAACUGUUCGUACACAUUUGGCAUCUUUAGUAUUACCAUGGUCUGGCGAUUUUACAGAAAGUAAAAGUAAAGGUCUUACUAAAGAAAUAUGGGAGAGUAUGAAAAAAAGGGGAUUGAUGUUCUGUAAAACAGAGUUAAGACAGUUGGUUUAUUUGGGUGGCAUUCAAAGUGAUAUUAGAAAAGAGGUAUGGCCGUAUAUACUGGGACAUUAUACUUUUGCAUUACAAGACAAUCUAAUUGAUGUUUAUGAUAAAAUUGUUAAUGAGAAUUAUGCAACUAUAUUAAAUGAAUGCAAAGUUGUUGAAAGGCAUUUGCAGGAAAAUGAAAGAGAACUUUUAGCUCUUAAUGGUUUUGCUAAUGGAGAAACAUUUUUCCAUCAUGAAAUUCAAAGUGAUGCAAAGUCUAGUUUAAAUGAUACUUUGUCAUCUGAUAAUUGUACCGAUAAUUUUGAUUCUAUUUCAAAUGACAUUAAAAUGCCAGAAGAGCCUAACAACGAUAAAAACAAUGAAUUUUCUGUAAUUGCUAGCAUACUUGAAACAAAGCAUAGUUUAAGAGAAAUGGUUCAAAAAGCUUCUAAGAAAGGCGUUUUAGCAUGGAAAAAUAUUAUAAAGAAAAAAGGGAGGAAUUCUAAAGAUUCUCAAAAUCAAUUUGAAGGUUUACAUCAGAAGUUUGUUCCUAAAACUCAAAGUUUUAAUAUUGCACAAGCAUGCUGUGUUUGUGGUAAAGAGUUGGAUGUAGAUGGAAGCAGUUUUCAUGACAUACUUGACAAGAUUGAUGACAGUAUAAAGUGUUAUUCUUGUUUGAAGCUAGGUGAAGAGACUGAUUUAAACAAUGAUUCAUCUGAAAUGACUUAUGAUCAAUCACAGUCUAAUAGAAAUGAUGUUAAUGAGAAUAGUGAAGAUAUCCCUAUAGAAAAAAAGCACUCCGUUACCUCAAUUGGAAGUAACUAUUCGGAUGGUUACUUAAAAGACUUUGCUCUUAACAUUCAUCGCAUUGAUAAAGAUGUUCUUAGAUGUGAUCGUACUAACCCUUUUUUCUCUAGUGAAACUAAUUUAGAAAAGUUACGGAACAUAAUAAUGUGCUAUGUUUGGGAACGACUUAAUAUUGGCUACAUUCAAGGGAUGUGUGAUCUAUGUGCUCCUCUUCUUGUUAUAUUGGAUGAUGAAGCAAAAGUUUAUGGGUGUUUUGUAAAAUUAAUGGAUAGAAUUGGAGGCAAUUUCCCCCAUGGUGAGAAAAUGGAUCUACACUUAUCUAAUCUUGCUUCCUUAGUUCAAAUUCUUGAUCCUGAGCUUUAUGAAGUGUUUGAUGUACAUGAGGAUGAAAGUAUAUUUUAUUUUGCUUAUCGAUGGCUUUUGUUAGACUUUAAAAGAGAACUUCUUUAUGAAGACAUAUUCUUGGUUUGGGAGACGAUUUGGUCUGCUGCUUCUGUUUCUUCAGAAAAUUUUAGUUUAUUUUUUGCGCUGGCUUUAAUUGAGCUUUACAGAGAGAUCAUAAUUGAUAAUAAAAUGGAUUUUACUGAUAUCAUCAAGUUUUUUAACGAAAUGGCCGAGCAACACGACGCGCAUGCAGCUCUUAACUUGGCUAGAAAUAUUGUCCGAAAACUGCAAGAAUUGAUGCAUCCUGGUGAAAUAGAAUCGAACUCUGUUGAAAGUACAGUGCAUGUAAACAGCUAAGAUGAUCACACAAAGAAUUUUUUCUAGUUUCGCUCACUUUUUUUAUUUUAAUUGCUUUUUUAA
Molecule: messenger RNA, 3334 nt
Organism: Hydra vulgaris (swiftwater hydra)
Lineage: Eukaryota; Metazoa; Cnidaria; Hydrozoa; Anthoathecata; Hydridae
Product: small G protein signaling modulator 2
Biological process (GO): activation of GTPase activity
Molecular function (GO): GTPase activator activity
Source: RefSeq, a predicted model, not a curated record